Messenger RNA from Penicillium maclennaniae, 486 nucleotides. Its product is annotated as AP-1 complex subunit sigma. The transcript has 4 exons. The record is from RefSeq and is a predicted model, not a curated record. Gene Ontology annotation, cellular component: intracellular membrane-bounded organelle; AP-1 adaptor complex. Lineage: Eukaryota; Fungi; Ascomycota; Eurotiomycetes; Eurotiales; Aspergillaceae. Gene Ontology annotation, biological process: protein transport; vesicle-mediated transport. The annotation marks the transcript as partial. Gene Ontology annotation, molecular function: clathrin-cargo adaptor activity.
GAUUGCGUCCAACUGACUGUGACCAGUUACUUGAUUCUGCUCUCCCGACAGGGCAAAGUGCGCCUGGCUAAGUGGUUCACCACCCUCUCUCCCAAGGAAAAGGCCAAGAUCAUCAAAGAUGUGACCCAGCUGGUUCUGUCGCGCCGGACGCGAAUGUGCAAUUUCCUCGAAUACAAAGACUCGAAAGUCGUCUACCGUCGUUAUGCUUCUCUCUUCUUCAUUGCCGGCUGCUCAUCUACCGAUAACGAGCUGAUCAAUCUUGAGAUCGUCCACCGUUACGUCGAACAGAUGGACAAAUACUACGGCAACGUGUGCGAGCUGGACAUCAUCUUCAAUUUCCAGAAGGCAUACUUCAUCUUGGAUGAGCUGUUGUUGGCGGGAGAAAUGCAGGAAAGUAGCAAGAAGAAUGUACUACGAUGCAUCAGCCAGCAGGACAGCCUGGAAGAUAUGGAGGUUGAGGAAGACGUGGUCACCAAGAUCAUGUAA